This is a messenger RNA of Adineta steineri, 1425 nucleotides long. NCBI's taxonomy places the organism in Eukaryota, Metazoa, Rotifera, Eurotatoria, Adinetida, Adinetidae. The record is from the annotation of a GenBank genome assembly.
AUGAUAUCCCGAACUACACGUUCUCAUACAAUUUCAAACGAUGAAAUCGGUUCUCAGACACAAUCUCGAUUGUCUAAACUAUUACAACAUCAUGACCAUCAUCUUUCUCAAUUCACACCUGCUGUUCUCUCACCACUCUACUUAGCUUGUCAAAACAAUGAUGUAGCAAAAGUAAAAGAUUGUCUUACGACAAUAAAAUAUGAAGAAAUUGAUUGUCAGUAUUCACCAAAUAAUGAAACUGUUCUACAUGUUGCAACACGAAAUCAGCAGAAAGAAAUAAUAGAAAUACUUCUAUCAUACGGUGCACAACGAUCUUUAAAAAAUACAAAUGGUCAACAAGCACACGAACUAGCUGAAACAAAAGAAAUUAAGGAUCUAUUUGAACGUUCAAAAUCAUCUCGUUUUACAUUUCGACACAACUAUGAUCAGAGCCAGACAACUCCUUUAGUUCAACAUAACAUAAAAUGUGAAAGUUGUUCAUUGAUAAAUGAUCAUACUUUCUAUGAAUGGGAGUUGAUUGAUCGAAAUGCAACACAAAAAGCACUAAGAUUUCGUCGUGAAUUGAAACCGUUCACAUCGAUGAGUGAAAAAGAUUUAAAACAAAAACUUUAUUCAAUAAAAAAAGGUUAUAUUAAUACACGUGUUCAACAUGCUUUGAUCAAUGAUGGUACACGUAUACAUGAUUAUUUUAAGCGUGCAUUGCUUGAACUGGAACCCCAUUUGAUUGUUACUGCAUACACUGCUUCUCAAAGCUUUUCAGAAUUAUUAAACAAAGAUAUGGCACGUAAUGUUAUACAUGAUUUAAAGAAUGGAUGUAGUAAAUUUUCUUGUGACUGUCUCUAUUCAACAGAAGAUGGUACAAAAUCAAUUACAAAUAUUUUCUUUCAUCAUCCAAAAUUUCAAAAACUCAGUUUCAAAGGUACAGUUUAUCGUGGUAUUAUCAUAACGAAAAAUAGUCUUGAUCAUUAUAAAGUUGGUUCUUGUAUUCUUACAACUACAUUUCUGUCAACAUCAACAAAUCCUGCAGUUGCUCAAAGUUUCUGUGAUAAAGGAAUACCCAAUACAACGACUCAUUCAUUCUUCUGUAUUUAUGAAAUAUUUAACGAAGAUCAUACUGCUCUUAAUAUAUCGACUAUAUCCGAAUUUAAAAAUGAAGAUGAGGUAUUGAUUCUACCAUACUCAGCUUUUCUUAUUACAAUGAUUGAAGAAAAACAAGACAUAACAUAUAUUUAUUUGAAAGAGCAGUGUUUAACAAAUAUGAUUGAUAUUAGUGGAACACAAGAAUAUUCACUUAAAUCAACAGUACGUUUAUUGGAAAUUGUCGGAAGUCGUCUAGUACAUAACAUCGGUGAUAUGAUAUUAAAUGAAGAUAAUCAUAUACGACCCCGAUCAAAGACGAUGCCUGUAUUAAAUACAUAUUUAUAA